AUGAGGACUGCCAUAGGGGCUUUCGUUCCUUUCCUCUCUUUGAAUUUCCUCAUUACCCUUCCUUCUCUUGCCUAUGCCUUGCCUGCCCCUGGUUGUCCAGAGUCCUGCUCAGUUGUCGGUUCAAAUCCGAGUAACUGGACCUGGAUUGUUGACCAAAGUUAUUUAAGCAUUUGUGAGCAGCCUAUCUUAUUUGACUAUCAUAUCGACCGGGACUCGAGCUCCAACUUGGUUGUACGCUCUUGUGCUGUCCUUGAGCCUUUCCCCGAGCGAUCCCAAACCUUGAAUGUGCAAGAAAUGAAAUGGAGCAAUGUCAAUAGCAAGGAUUCAGAAAUUGUCGAGCAGUCAUUGAUCGUAUCGAAGUAUUGCGGGGCAUCCCAGCAACCUUCAGAUGUUACCGUUCGGGUGGGCCCUGCUGGUACUAUCAAGGCUACCAAUGAUUCCAAUACCGCAAUCGCGAAUCUAGCAUCCUACAUGACCAAUGCUGCGUCAUGUGGCACUACCAUACUUCUGUCAAAGGCUGGGGACUCCGUGGCUGCGCUUUAUGCCGGUGCAGAUGUCUAUCAAAGCGCUGUUGGAUCAUAUCUUCUCGACUUCGACAAGCAAUUUACAGCCGGAUCCCAGACAGCUCAAUCCUGCGACUCAAGCUCGAAGCGAGAUUAUACCAUUGGUGUUUAUAUUGUGAACUCAUUGGAUGAACUUGAAGAUAUCGAUCACGCCUUGCAGACAUGGUCCGAGGGCAACUGUCUUGACUCGGACGGUCAUGACUCGAUCCAAUUAAAGACCACUUUGCUUGGUGUCUCUGAAGUCAGCAAGAGAUCAAUAUCCUCACCAGUCGAAGGUUUUUUAGCCCCUCGUGGUGAUUGCAGGACCGUCGAAGUCAUCUCAGGAGACGGUUGUGCGUCAUUAGCAAGUCGCUGUGGUAUAUCAGGAGCCGAUUUUGACAAGUACAACACCGAGACUAGUCUUUGCAGUACCUUGAAAGUUUCGCAACGUGUUUGCUGCUCAGCGGGAUCUCUGCCAAAUAUCAUCCCUAAGCAGCAGUCAGAUGGCACUUGUGGCACCUAUACUAUCCAGGCGAACGACAACUGUGCAGAUCUCGCGGUUCAUUUUGGUAUCACACAAGAUGAUAUCUAUGAACUCAACAAAGAAACUUGGGGGUGGGCUGGCUGUGGCGUGAACGAUCUCAAAAUAGGCCAAAUCAUCUGUUUGAGUGAAGGCAAUACCCCCAUGCCGGCCCCAUUGAGUAAUGCUGUUUGUGGUCCUCAGGUACCUGGUACCAAAGCUCCGUCAGGAGAUUAUAAUGGUUGGAAUCUUACCAAGCUCAACCCUUGUCCCCUGAAUGCUUGUUGCUCAGGUUGGGGCUUCUGUGGCACCACUGGUGAAUUUUGUACCGAGUCACCCGCCUCGACAAAAGCCCCAGGGGCCUUCCAAAGUGGCAAAAAUGGAUGUAUCUCCAACUGUGGCACAGAUAUCGUUAACAAUGAUGACGCUCCGGACAAAUUCUACCAUGUUGCUUAUUUUGAAGUCUUCAACCUCAAGCGCGACUGUCUGAACAUGGACGUCAAUGAAAUCAGCGACACAUCCGUGACCCAUGUGCACUUCGCUUUUGCUGGAUUGACUUCCGAUUUUGAUGUUGCAUUCGAGACCGAUGAGUACGAAGCGCAGUUUGAAAAAUUCGUCAAGAAUGAUGCUUUAUACAAAAAGAUUCUUUCGUUUGGAGGUUGGGCCGAGUCAACCUCCGCCGCAACGUUCCAGCUUUACCGUGAUGUCGUCAAGUCUGGAAAUCGUGAGAAGUUUGCUACGAAUAUUAAGGCAUUCUUUGAGAAAUAUGAUGGACUAGACGGUAUCGACUUUGAUUGGGAGUAUCCUGGAGCCACUGAUAUCCCUGGCGUACCUGCAGGCUCCAAAACUGACGACGACAAUUACCUUAAUUUCCUGAAGUUGAUGAAGAGCACCCUUGGCGAUAAGUCCCUUUCAAUUGCUCUGCCUGCUUCAUAUUGGUACCUGAAGACAUUCCCAAUCGCCAAAAUGUCCGACUAUGUUUCAUACUUCAUCUACAUGACUUACGACCUUCAUGGCCAGUGGGAUUAUAAUAAUGCCUACGCAGAUGAGGGCUGCCCCACCGGAGACUGUCUUCGAUCGCAUGUCAACAAGACUGAGACUAUCAACUCUCUUGCGAUGAUCACCAAGGCCGGUGUGCCUGCGAGCAAAAUCUUUGUUGGAGUUUCAAGCUACGGUCGCAGCUUUGGCAUGGUCGACCCAACCUGCACUGGCCCUAUGUGCAAAUACGGUGGCGCUUUUGAUGUUUCCACUGCCGAGGCUGGAACUUGUACCAACACUUCUGGCUACAUCUCAAACGCCGAGCUCAAUCUGAUCAUGGAGGGUGUGAAUGCGAGUGAUAGCGGCUACAAGGGCCGCACGUGGUAUGAUGAGGAUUCCGCUUCAGACAUCAUGGUUUACGGUACUCAAGGCGAAAUCACUACUUGGGUGGCAUACAUGUCCGACGACACCAAGGAGGCACGCAUUGAUUGGAUCAAAGGACUCAACUUUGGAGGCGUCACUGAUUGGGCUAUCGACCUUCAAGACUGGAACUUGGGUGUUGAACCCGACUCCGAUGAAGCUCAGGACAUUGAUCUUCCCGCUCUACCCACUGGAUGUUCUUCUCACGAUUGGCCGGACAAUCUGGAGGACUUGAGGAACAACAUUGAUAAGAUUGAUUUAGGCUGUCGGGCUCAGGCUGUUGUUUGGGUUUUAAUCAAAAUUCUUCCCGACAUCCUGAAAAACUAUCAAAGUGCAGCUGACAAUUAUGAUGAAUACUUCAAAUAUUAUGCCGAAUGGGUCAGAAACGGCAUCGAUGAUUCAUUGCCACGCUUUAUGUGGGGUGAUGGAAGGGAUUACAUGGACUGCAAAUGGUCAUCUGCAUCAGAUGGCAGUGGCGAUGCGGCUUGUACAGAAAUGGUCGUCCCAGAAGGACAGCCAGGCCAAGGUCAAGUCGUUAUCACAUAUACAGUACGUGAUGAAGAUGGGUUUUACAAAGCCCUUCAAGCCGAUUAUGGAAUUGAGAAGGACUGGAUUAUGUGGAAAGACACAUAUGCCGACCCUGAGAAUGUUGUUACCUGUCCCCCUUGUCCUAACCUUACCAAAAACUGCCCUCCUUGUGCUGGCCAUGGCGUGACUUACCACAAUUGGCCAGUAAAGGCUGCGGACGAUAACAUCAAUGUUCCUAAUCUCAAGAAAAUCAUCGAUACUGCAGUACCUAACAUCACGGCACUUCAAGACGUCAUUCUUGGGAGUUUCAUCCAGAUGCGUAUCGGGGUCAUGGAUGCUUCGGACGAAGACGUCGCUACUGCGCUCAGCAUGCCCGUUUUCAUGAUUGCAGACACAACCGAACAAAUGAAGAACAUUACAAAAAUCGGCAAAGAACAGGAAGCGGCCGAUGAGAAGGCUAAAAUCAGUUUCAUCUUGGACAUUGUCAGCAUUGUUCUUAUGAUCAUUCCGUUCGCUGGAGAGGCAGUCGAGGCGAUUGGUGGCGUGGCGAACGUUGCCCGUGCGGCUUGGGUUAUCGGCGAGGCUGGCAACGCAGCUCUUUCUAUCUAUGAUAUUGUGAAGGAACCAUCUUCAGCUCCCUUCGCCAUCCUUGGUCUCGUCAUGGGAGCCGAUGCCUCGGUUGUUGGCAGGGCUAGCAAGUCGACUUUCACCAAAGCUGCUGCUUUCCGGAAAGCGAUGACCGAUGAUACUCUGAGCUCCUUCAGCAAAGAGUUCCGGACGAAUGAUGCAAUUAUACAGGACAUUAUAAAAGCUUGUAAAAAGGCUUGA
Messenger RNA from Penicillium coprophilum, 3816 nucleotides. Its product is annotated as Peptidoglycan-binding Lysin subgroup. The transcript has 3 exons. Lineage: Eukaryota; Fungi; Ascomycota; Eurotiomycetes; Eurotiales; Aspergillaceae. Bases 1 to 3816 code for a protein of 1271 amino acids. Gene Ontology annotation, biological process: carbohydrate metabolic process. Gene Ontology annotation, molecular function: chitin binding; hydrolase activity, hydrolyzing O-glycosyl compounds. The record is from RefSeq and is a predicted model, not a curated record.